Schistosoma spindalis is the source of this 3448-nucleotide messenger RNA. Lineage: Eukaryota; Metazoa; Platyhelminthes; Trematoda; Strigeidida; Schistosomatidae. The record is from the annotation of a GenBank genome assembly.
AGUAGAGCGACUUUGAAAAAGCUCUCUUACGGUACUUGAAUACAACAGUUCUAUGUUUUUUACGACCUAAUAAGCUACUCAGCUCAAUGAAAUUAGGUUUCCACAGCUAGCUCCUCCUGCUGUGAAGUAAAUAUGCUGUUUUAUUUUUGGUCUGAUUGCUUCGUCGUGAGUGCCCAUAGUCGACACCCGGACAAAAUCUAAUUUUAAUUGACUCGAGUCCAUUUUUUAAAGGCUGUGAUGAAGUAAAAUAAUAUAUCAAAUAUAUUUUCCUGACACCUCAAUUUAAGUACCUGCUUAUUAUCGUGGACGAUCUCACAAUACCGCUGUUAAAGUUUGUGUACUAGUGUGACAAAACUCCGAAUGAUGCUUUUUAAAAAACAGUUUCACAUGGCUGACUGACAUACGAUUUAGUAAUCUGUCUUCUUUUUGUACCAUAUUAUUCCUGGCCUAGAUCUCUUCUGAAGAAUGCUAAUGGAGAGGUUUUUAUUCGUAACCAUAUUUUAGCUUGCUCAUCACACUACAGUUAUUCGUGGAAUAUUCAUGUUCUUAUGUUGUUCAGACGGGAGAACGCGUCUUCUUGAUAAUUAAUUACGCAAUCAUAGGAUGUGAUUGAGGUUAAGUUAAUGUUUAUGUGUGAGAAAAACUUACCGUAUUAACUUUUUGUGGACAAAUAUGAUAGUUUAAUAGCUUCUCAAUUAUACCUAUCUCCAACUGAAAAUCACUGUACUUAGCUUACUCCUAUCGCUUUAAGAAGUGUUUUAAUUCAGAAACUCAAUAGUGAAAUAAAAACCACACAACAAUCAUCCGUUUCGGGUUUGUAAAACGAGCGAGAAAUCAGUUAAAAUAUUUCAUGAAUUCGGACUAAACCAAAUGAACCUAAACACACCUAAACACCAUAUUCACAUUCAUUAUUGCUCAUCCCAUAUAACAUGUAUAUAGCGUUAAAACAAGUGUUUCUAUUUAUUCAGUGUUUUUCCACUUUGAGAACUUUAUUUUGUCAGUCGUUUCACCAAGUUGUAUUUCUUCCUAGUACUGCUACUUUUAAGCAUCUGAGAACAUUUAUCCCAACUAGUUCUUGGCCAGACGUCAAUGACCAACAAAAAAUUCCAAUAAAGUCAUGAGUUCUAUUCGGGUCAUUCCUUUGGGCGCUGGGCAAGAUGUUGGUAGAAGUUGCAUUCUUGUCACUCUGGGUGGCAAAAAUAUCAUGUUCGAUUGCGGAAUGCACAUGGGCUAUAACGAUGAUAGAAAGUUUCCUGACUUCACUUACAUUACCGACAAAGGGGGUCUCAAUGAUUACCUGGAUUGUGUAAUUAUUAGUCAUUUCCAUCUCGAUCACUGUGGAGCUCUUCCCUAUAUGACUGAAGUAAUAGGCUACGAUGGUCCAAUCUAUAUGACUCAUCCUACCAAGGCAAUUUGCCCAAUACUUUUGGAAGAUUAUCGUAAAAUCAAUGUUGAGAGAAGAGGAGAUCAGAACUUUUUCACUUCUGAUAUGAUAUAUCGGUGUAUGACGAAAGUUAAGUGUGUGUAUAUACACCAAACAGUCAAAGUAGAUGAUGAACUCGAAAUACAGGCAUUUUACGCUGGUCACGUUCUGGGAGCAGCAAUGUUUCUGGUUCGUGUAGGAACAAAUUCUGUCCUGUACACCGGCGAUUACAACAUGACACCCGAUAGACAUCUUGGUGCAGCUUGGGUUUCUCGUUGCCGUCCAGAUCUUCUCAUUACGGAAAGCACUUACGCAACAACGAUACGAGAUUCAAAACGUACAAGAGAACGGGAAUUUUUAGAAAAGAUUCAUGCUCGUGUUGAAGCUGGGGGUAAAGUCUUAAUCCCUGUCUUUGCCUUAGGUCGAGCUCAAGAACUUUGUAUAUUGCUUGAAACAUAUUGGGAAAGAAUGAAUAUUUCCGUCCCAAUAUAUUUCUCCAUGGGAAUGGCUGAAAAAGCUAAUGAGUAUUACAAGUUAUUUAUCUCGUGGACAAAUCAAAAAAUCAAGGAGACAUUUGUAAAACGAAAUAUGUUUGACUUUAAACAUAUAAAGCCUCUUGGGCAAGGAACAGUCGAUAAUCCAGGACCAAUGGUAGUCUUUGCCACACCAGGUAUGCUUCACGCUGGACAAUCCUUGCAUAUAUUUCGUAAAUGGGCUUCAGAUGAAAGAAAUAUGGUUGUAAUUCCAGGAUAUUGUGUUGCUGGGACUGUGGGUUACAAGAUUUUAAAUGGAGUCAGGCGUCUUGAAUUUGAUAAACAGGUUUUAGAAGUUAAAAUGUCGGUUGAAUACUUAUCGUUCUCAGCUCAUGCAGAUGCUCGUGGUAUUAUGCAGUUGAUAUCUCAUUGUCAGCCUAAACAUGUGAUGCUGGUACACGGAGAAGCAAUUAAGAUGGAUUUUUUAAAAUCAAAAAUUGAACAAGAAUUUGGAUUACCCUGUUCGAAACCUGCUAAUGGAGAGAUUGUACAUGUAGAAACAGAACAACAAUUCAUUGUAGAAGCUUCAAGAGAAUUCCUUAAUCAGUCGUAUUAUUCGGAUGAUCCAAAUGAGCCACUGAUUAAACGUUCUCGAUCUAUUCAGGGUGGAAUUCAGAUUGAGCCUGAUGAAACCCCUAAACUACUCGAUCGUGCCUCAGUUUUGGCCUCUUUAAGCUUGAAAGAGCAUGUAAUGCGAUUUACUUCGACGUAUGCAUUUUCUUCUUCUUCGAAUCUCACCACGAUUUUAGAUAAAUUUAUCAAACUAUGUUCAAAAUUACCCAUCGAUCCACCAAAAUUAGUGCGUAACCAAAUUCUAUUCAACGAUUCAGUGGUUGUGUCAGUUUGUGAUCCUAUGUUGAAUGAAUUCGAUGAUGAAACUCGUGAAAGAUCAACAGCUCUACGUCGUACAGCUAACCUACAAUCAAAGGAAUUCGUAUGUCAUGUAACCUAUAAUUUACAGAAUGAAGUUUUAGGAGAGCAACUUAUCAAAAUGUUUAAAGAACAAAUUGUUAAUGUUUAAGAAGACCAUUAAGAAUAUUGUACAAAGUACUUCAUUAUUAUUGAAUAAUAAAUCAAAUGAAUUACAUCUUUAUCCAAUUAAAAAUAUAUAAACAUUAAAAGGGAACUAUGUUAAUUGUUUUAUAAAAUUUCAAAUAUACAUAAGAUUUAAUCAACAUCAAAUUAUAUCUUUUCAUAAUAUUGUGGUGUAUGCUACUUAUGCUAACAGAUAUAAGUAGUAGUCUUUAAAUAAUUCAUCGUUGAAGUAUAAGGGAAUACAAAUAUCUAUGAAUUUUACAUUAUUACAGUUUGAAAGUAUUUCAGAUUUCUUUCUGAAGACUGGAAAGGAUACUUUUUUUUUUACUUUGUUCAUUAUUUAUCUUUUCACAAGGACUAACCUUUUUGUUGUUGUGAAUAACAUUCUAUUUUGAUUAUUCAGGUUAAAAUAAUUCAGUUGAUUCAUUUUGUUUUUGUAAGCAAUGAUGGAUAGUGG